Molecule: messenger RNA, 3559 nt
Organism: Acanthopagrus latus (yellowfin seabream)
Lineage: Eukaryota; Metazoa; Chordata; Actinopteri; Spariformes; Sparidae
Gene: tcirg1b
Product: T cell immune regulator 1, ATPase H+ transporting V0 subunit a3b
Exons: 21
Coding region: 327-2804 (825 amino acids)
Biological process (GO): vacuolar acidification; proton transmembrane transport
Cellular component (GO): plasma membrane; vacuolar proton-transporting V-type ATPase, V0 domain; vacuolar proton-transporting V-type ATPase complex
Molecular function (GO): proton-transporting ATPase activity, rotational mechanism; ATPase binding
Source: RefSeq, a predicted model, not a curated record
GCCACAUGACACGUAUUACCCCGGGAUGUAAUGAUAUUAAUCACUCAGCUAAGUUUAGAUUGUUAAACUCCGUCGACUCGUCCUCGCCGGGAUCGUGUUUACCGUCGUUACCGCCAAAUGAAACCACGACCCCUCGCGGCCGAACGAGAGACCAACGUCGGCCGUCACGUGAGGCCGCAGUAACGUGACUCUGAGCAAACGGGAAGUGUGAGUUCUCAUAAACACGGCUGCCUAGUCCAGGUCAGCAGUCACUGGUCGGUCCGUCGGUACGCUGCCGGACAGCGGGGUUUGGAGUCCAGUGGAUUUUACGAGGCAGACAGGCAGCGAUGGGCUCCAUGUUUCGCAGCGAGGAGGUGUGCCUGGUGCAGCUCUUCCUUCAGUCCGGCUCAGCCUACAAUUGUGUCAGUGAGCUGGGGGAGCUGGGCCUGGUGGAGUUCAGAGACUUAAAUCCGAAUGUGAACGCCUUUCAGAGGAAGUUUGUCGGCGAGGUCAGACGAUGCGAGGAACUUGAGAAAACUUUUGCCUUCCUGGAGCAGGAGAUCAAUCGUUCCCUGUCCCCACCCUUGCAGGGUCCCCUCCCUCCGCCAUGCCCGACACCGCUGGCCCCCCAGCCCCGCGAACUCAUCACCAUAGAGGAGGAGAGCGAGAGGCUGGCCAGAGAGCUCAAAGAGGUGUCCAGGAACAGAGACAGCCUGCGGGCUCAGCUGACCCAGCUCUGUCAGUACAGAGGUGUCCUGACCAGAACACACUCUCUCACAGCCUCACAGGCACCGCCACCUGUACUGGAAAGCCAAGGCCUCUUUGAUAACCGCCAAGAUGUCCACCUCAGUUUUGUGGCAGGAGUGGUCCACCCUUGGAAGGUCCCCUCAUUUGAACGGUUGUUAUGGCGGGCGUGUCGCGGUUAUAUUAUUGUGGAUUUCAGAGAAAUGGAGGAUCGACUUGAGCACCCGGACACGGGGGAAAUGGUGCAAUGGACAGUGUUUCUCAUUUCCUACUGGGGAGAUCAGAUCGGACAGAAAGUCAAGAAGAUCUGUGAUUGCUUCCGCACGCAGACAUUUGCAUACCCUGAAAGUACUGCGGAGAGAGAGGAGAUUCUCCAGGGACUUCAGGGCAGAAUUGAAGACAUCAAAUCAGUGUUGUCACAGACCGAGGCCUUCCUGCAGCAGCUGCUGAUGCGGGCGGUGGCCGUGCUGCCCCAGUGGAAGGUACGGGUGCAGAAAUGUAAGGCGGUCCAGAUGGUGCUGAACCUGUGCAGCCCUUCCGUCACUGACAAAUGCCUGAUCGCUGAGGCCUGGUGUCCCACUGCCAAGCUGCCCGAACUGCAAAGCGCUCUGAGAGAGGGAGGGAGGAAAAGUGGCAGUGGGGUCGAUUCUUUCUACAACCGCCUGCCUUCCUCCACCCCUCCACCCACCCUGUUCCCCCUCAACUCUUUCACAGCUGGUUUUCAAAACAUUGUUGAUGCCUAUGGAGUGGCCAGCUACCGUGAGGUCAAUCCAGCGGUGUACACCAUCAUCACCUUCCCCUUCCUGUUUGCUGUGAUGUUUGGGGACGUGGGUCAUGGUUUACUGAUGACGUUGGCUGCCCUGUGGAUGGUCCUUGAGGAGAAGGACCCCAAACUGAGGAACAACAACAACGAGAUCUGGAGGAUGAUGUUCGGAGGACGAUAUCUGAUUCUGCUGAUGGGACUUUUUUCUAUCUACACGGGUGCCAUUUACAACGAGUGCUUCAGCAGAGGCCUCUCUACCUUCACCUCAUCGUGGCACGUUGGCCCGAUGUUUGACAAGAACAUAUGGAAUUCAUCCGUCCUGGCCCAGAACCAGUACCUGUCCAUGGAUCCUACUGUGGCCGGUGUUUUCACCAGCCCCUAUCCAUUUGGCAUUGAUCCGAUCUGGGGACUAUCCAACAACAAACUGACUUUCCUCAACUCAUAUAAGAUGAAGAUGUCAGUCAUCAUCGGUAUCAUUCACAUGACUUUUGGAGUCUCCUUGUCAUUCUUCAACUAUUGGCACUUUGGCCAGAUCAGAAGUGUGUUCUUUGUGCUUAUCCCUGAGCUGUUCUUCAUGAUCUCUCUGUUUGGCUACCUGGUCUUCAUGGUGGUCUUCAAGUGGAUCGCCUACAGCCCCGCCCAGUCCCAAGAGGCUCCCAGUAUACUUAUCCACUUCAUAGAUAUGUUUCUCUUCUCAGACAACCCGCAAAACCCACCGCUCUAUACAGGACAGUCUGUGGUGCAGAAGGUCCUGGUGGUGCUGGCAGUUUGUUCAGUCCCCAUCCUCCUGCUCGGGAAUCCCACAAGUGAAUACCUCUCAUUCAAGAGAAGACGACGUCAAGUGGAGGAAGACAGACGUCCACUUGUGUCAGAUGACGGCUCCAUCAACACCUGUCAGGGUGAAGUGGAGGGAGCAGCUGCAGAGGAGCACGAGUUUGACGCUGCAGACGUGUUCAUGCAUCAAGCCAUCCACACCAUUGAGUACUGCCUGGGCUGCAUCUCCAACACCGCCUCUUACCUCCGACUUUGGGCUCUUAGUCUGGCACAUGCGCAGCUGUCAGAGGUGUUGUGGGUGAUGGUGAUGCGUCUCGCCCUGAGGUGGCAGGGCUACGUGGGCUCUAUAGUCCUCUUUGUGAUUUUUGGCUUCUUUGCUGUGUUGACGGUUUCUAUCCUGCUGAUUAUGGAGGGACUCUCAGCUUUUCUGCAUGCACUUCGUCUGCACUGGGUGGAGUUUCAGAACAAGUUCUACAGUGGAUCAGGCUACAAGUUGAGCCCUUUCUCUUUCUCAUCUCUCAUCAAUGCAUCAGCUGCUAUCUGAUCGACCAACGCUAACUUAACAUUGCCAAACUGUUGUUAACUUAUGUAUAUUACUCAGUACUUGGACUACAACUACAGACAUCAGAAUGACUGUCUCCGGGUCUUAACAGUGGUAUUUUCCAUUGCCUGUUGUUUAAUUCACCUUCACCAUGAUCAAGAUGGUAAAGACGGUUAUUUUUGCAUCAGUAGAAUGAGAACGAGUCCCUAAAUAAUGAUUCAGAUUGCAUUAUAUGAAUAGAAAAAAUUGUAACUUAAUAUCCCCUUACUCAUUUUUGUUCAUAAUAUUCACUGCUUUCAAAUGACUUUUUCAUUAGCUCAAAAAUAGUAAUCAUUUAUGAACGUAUAUAGUAGACACCAAUUAUGAAAAGGGAAAGCUCAUAAAACAAUGAAUCUGUUCUGCAGUUUAAGGGAAUGUAUGAUUGUUUAAUUGGUGUAUUCUGCUUUAAUUAGCCAGGCCUGCGGGCGUCUUCAAAUAAUGAGCAGGGAAUUAUCUGAAUAAUCUUCAUGAGCCAAAGAUACUUUUCCCUCAUUGUCACGUCUUCCAAGCACAAUACACAACCGGUAUUUAUUGGUAGUUAAUGUUUUUCUCAUGUGCCUUACUGGAUCUGGGUGGUCUUUUUGGAGGGAUCAUAACACUCAUCAUCAUGCCACUAUUUUGAAUAAAACAGUAUCUCUGUCUUGUUUCUCUGCCGGUUUGCACUGUAAAAUGGAUCAAAUUUGACCUGAAAUUAAAUAUGAUUUUCUUGUGUAAUCUUA